AGGGCCGUGGCAGGGAUAGCCCGGGCAUAAUUGGCAUACCAAUAGUCCUUACUUUCCCCAUACACUUCAGUCUUUUCGAAAACAAGCGCUCUAGGAGGAGCGCGUUGGGGUUGCCGGCAUGGCUUCGUCGAGCGGUGGGGUGGAGUGGAACUCCAUCGUGAAGCCCAUUUUAGCGGCAUCCUACGGAUCAUUUAACAAAAAUGACCUGCCUGAGUUCAUAAGAUCUGUGAUAAAGAGUGAAGAUGACAUCAUCAACCACAGUGCUGAAUAUGACACAUUCUAUUCAACUUUUGCACUGCUGGCUGCAGACUACAUCACCCAGAAUGCAGCAGACUUGCUGCCGAGUCAGAUGGGCGGCGCGUGCGCAGCCGCGCGCAUCCUGGGCGCGCACAUGCUGCGCGGCCUGUCGGGCGGCAGCCGCCAGACGUCGCCACUGUCGCGCGGCCAGCUGAUGGACGGCCUGCGCCUGCUGUGCCAGGGCGGCGGCCUCGAGCACUCGGACCACGUCACGCUGGUGGCCGCCAUGAAGAUGGCCAAGCUGCCGCCUCACAUCCGCACCAGCGUGCCGGCGGAGAAGGAGAACUCAGCCAAGACGGAGCCGAAGCGGCCCCGCGUGGACCCGUCCACCUCCCUGCUAGACCACCUGUCCUCGCCCAUGUACAACCUGAGCAACGGCAGCGACCUCAGCGACGCGUCAGAGGCCAACAGCAGUGGGCAACAAGUCAAGAACCUGUUCUGCGAGCGCAACAUCGCGGCGCUGCAGCUGCUGGGCGCCGGCGACGUGCUGGUGGAGAUGUGCCUCGGCCUGCCGCACAUCGCCCGCUACCUGGCCCGCUACACCGAGUCACUGGAGACGGGCUGCCUCCAGCUGCCGGCCACGCUCACCGAGGCGGUCAGCGUCCGCUCCAGCCUGCAGGCGCUCAGCUCGGACGUGGUGAUGGUGUGGCGGGCGCUCUCGCUGCCGGCGCUGGAUGCGUGCAGAACCUGCAGCUGA
Molecule: messenger RNA, 994 nt
Organism: Pollicipes pollicipes
Lineage: Eukaryota; Metazoa; Arthropoda; Thecostraca; Pollicipedomorpha; Pollicipedidae
Product: E3 ubiquitin-protein ligase UBR4
Exons: 7
Coding region: 119-994 (291 amino acids)
Source: RefSeq, a predicted model, not a curated record